Filobasidium floriforme is the source of this 1558-nucleotide messenger RNA. Its product is annotated as Aldo/keto reductase. The record is from RefSeq and is a predicted model, not a curated record. Gene Ontology annotation, cellular component: cytosol. The coding region runs from base 200 to 1204 and encodes 334 amino acids. NCBI's taxonomy places the organism in Eukaryota, Fungi, Basidiomycota, Tremellomycetes, Filobasidiales, Filobasidiaceae. Gene Ontology annotation, molecular function: aldose reductase (NADPH) activity. The transcript has 7 exons.
UAUGGGAUAUAUCAUAUUCGAUGUGAUACGAGGGUCAUAUUCGGCCGAUACGACUCGUAUACCAAUCAAACAUCGUGAGCGAUAUGCACCGUAUUUCCGGAGUGCAAGUGAGCAAGUGAUAGUGUGAUCAUCUGCUCGACGACAUCUUCGUUACCAUCGACACCCAGCACCCAGACAUUCAGAUAGACAAGCAGCAAACAUGAUCCUCACCGACGCUUUCUGGCCAGUCUUUGCGUUGAGCUCUUGGUUCUCGGGCCAGCAGCAGCAUCAGCAUGACGAAUCGCUUGCCAACGGAGGUCAUCAUCAUCACCACCACGGUCAUCAUGGUCAUCAUGGUCAUGUUCAGCCUUUUCCCGGGCAUACGCUUUACAAGCUGAACGAUGGCAAUUAUAUUCCUAGUCCUGCUUGGGGGACGGGUACCGCAACAGCCAGAGAAGGAAACGCAACCCUCCUCGUAGCCCAAGCCCUCGAAGCAGGAUGGAGGCAUAUCGACUGUUCCUUGAUCUACAGGAACCAGAAUGGAACGGGCGAAGCUCUAACAGCGAGCGGGGUUCCACGGGGGGAACUUUAUAUCACCUCGAAAUACGACUCGUUGACCAACCAAUCCGUUCAUGAGGAACUCGGCUUGACGCUCGCUCAAUUGCAAUUGGACUACCUCGACCUGUACUUGAUUCAUUUCCCCCGGGCGGCAGUCAAUGGAGGUGGCCUGAAGAAGGUUUGGCGGGAGAUGGAAGAGGUGAAGAAGAUGGGGUUGGUCAGGAGUAUAGGGGUUAGUAAUUAUGAUAGUGUGGAGCUUUUGGAGGAGGUUUUGGAGGUGGCGGAGGUCUUCCCGGCUAUCAACCAAAUCAACUACUCGGUGUACAACGCGGUCGACAAGGCUCCGGUGGUCGCUCUGGGGACUCAGCAUGGGAUCCUUACCUCGGCUUAUGGAGAACUUCGACCGAUCACCUCCUCGCCCAACGGCCCGGCUGAUAUCAUCGGCAAACAGAUCACAGACCGAUUGUCCAAGGAUUACGGGAAAGAAGUGACCUAUGCGCAGAUGAUCUUUAGUUGGUUGAAGAGUACGGGCGUUGUCGCUGUUACGACGACCUCGAACAAGGAGAGAUUGAAGGAACAGGUGGUACCCUUCGGAAAGGAUUUCCCUCUGGUCACGGCGGCCGAGGCGAGGGCUUUCGAGGCUAGCGGAUGGGGGUACAAGGAUUGAUCGAGGAGGAAGGUGAUACAAGUACAUAUGAGCGAGGGAAAUGUAUGUACAACAAUGCAACCACAUGGGUGGCGGGCUUGUUGUAGGAUCGAAGUCAUGCGAGAUGAUCGGUCUCGGCUCGGGCGACUAGGUCGUCGACACGUCCCUGAAUGCCUUCGACAGAUGAGAUCGUACCAAGGAGUACUUUCCGUUUGGGUAUCCAGCGCUUCUUUUCCACAUAGUCGAGCCAUUUUAUCACAGGACGAUUGUAUGUCGCUCGACGGGGGUUCCUUCUCUGACGCCUCGCCAUCGCUAGGUGCGAUACUGCGAUCCACGAUGACCGUUUUGGGAUAGGCGCUCUUCUGGGCAUGGUCG